Molecule: messenger RNA, 3543 nt
Organism: Colletotrichum graminicola M1.001
Lineage: Eukaryota; Fungi; Ascomycota; Sordariomycetes; Glomerellales; Glomerellaceae
Product: transcription initiation factor TFIID subunit 1
Exons: 4
Coding region: 1-3543 (1180 amino acids)
Biological process (GO): transcription by RNA polymerase II; RNA polymerase II preinitiation complex assembly
Cellular component (GO): transcription factor TFIID complex
Molecular function (GO): RNA polymerase II general transcription initiation factor activity; histone acetyltransferase activity; TBP-class protein binding
Source: RefSeq, a predicted model, not a curated record
AUGGGCGCCGAAACUCCCAAGUCCCCACCCCCUAGCGAGCUUGCUCAAAAGACCCAGGACGCACAGGACGACGAGCAGAUAGAGCGAACCCUGAGUCAGCUCCAAAAUGGCGGCGACCUAGGUAUUACUCUUGACGACACGCCAUUCGACCAAUCUGGUAAAGCAGACGACGCCCAAGACUUUGAAGAUAUCAGCGACGAUGAUCUCCCGGAUGAAGAGGAAGGCAACGUCGCUACUUCCUUGUCCGUUCCAGGCCUCACCGACGACGGAGGUACGAGUAACGACACCGACGACUUGUUUGGCGAUGGCCCUUCCUCCCCAAUCGAGGCGCCUGGUCCGCCAUCGCCGGCCCCUCACGUUCACGAUCUCGAUGAUGCCGAUGCGUCCCAAUACCGAGACAUCAACUUCGACCCUGAGCCUGGAUACGAGGCCGCCAACCAGGAUCCUGAGAUCCCUGCGCCCGCAGAGACUGCCGAAGACCUGGUCAAGCAAGCCUGGCCGACUUGGCAGAAGGGUGUCAUACUGAAAUGGAACGAACUCCUGCCUCCCAAGAAGGCUCGGUGGAUCGAGAAGAAGCCUUCCAAGAAGCCCAAGCUCCUCAUGUUCUCCAAACUCACACUGGAUCUCGCUGCCGAUCAAGAAAAGCUUUUUCGCAUUCCUGGACCCGCAACCGUGACCCGGAAGCAGCGACGGAUUGACGACGACUCCAAAGGGCUCGUGGCAUGCGCGCUGCAGGAAUCCUCGGAUGAGGCUGAAGCAGAAGAAUUCAACCUCGAGCAAGACUCUGACUCGGAGGCUGUUGCGGGAUUCACACUCCAGGACAUCGAGAUGGUGUGCGAUGACUGGUCCAUUCGCAUCGAGCAGGCCGAGCAAGAUUUUAGUGACCAGAAGGCAAAAGAAGCAGCGGCCGAGGCGGCAACAGCUGCAUCCAUCAAGCGCGCCCACGACGAUGCUUUCGACUUUGACUGGGAGGCUGAGUUUCUUGAGGAUGAAGAAGCAAAACCGCCACCACGAAAGAAGACGCGUCCUCCACCGCCAAAGGGUCUGCCCGAGAUUCCGCGGUUCACCGCACCCUCCUUCGACUCCUUCGAGGACGUGACCAAACGUGCAUCCAAGCGCGUCAUUCUCGACCUGAACGACCCUUACCUAAUCUUGGAAGAAGCCGAAUCACAGCGUGGCCCCAAGCGUCAGCGCGUUGAGCAUAAGAUGACGCGCAUGGCUAACGGUCACAUGAGACCUGACUUGUCCUCUCGCUUUAAUAUGUCCAACGACGAUGCGUACGAGGCGCUGAAAGAGAAUCACCAGCACAAGGUCAGAGCGACUCUGGGCAACCUUGCCGUUGAGCACAGUAUGCCGGCUCUCAAACUUGCAUGGCCCUUCUACAAGGUCAAGCUGGACAUUCGCAGAGACGGAUUCCAUCGACCUCAGUUCAAGUUCGGAAAGCACGAACGGCAGACCAUCAGAUUCAGCAAGCUGGGUUUCCACAAGCGUAAAACGAUGAAGGGUAAAGCACACGAAGUCUUCAAAACAACAAAAGAUUUGGGCAUCACGGACAACUCUACAGCCGUACUCUUCGAGUACUGCGAGAGGACACCUCCGGUUCUCUCCAACUUUGGCAUGGGAAACCGUGUCAUCAACUACUACCGCAAAAAGAAGGUGGACGAUGAGGAGACGCCACCAAAGAUGGACAUCGGCGAAUCACACGUUCUGUUGCCUGAGGACAGAUCACCGUUCGCCAUCUUCGGCGAGGUCGAAGUCGGCCAAACGAUGCCUACUUUGCACAACCAAAUGUACCGGGCACCCAUCUUUAAACAUAAGCCACGGUCUACCGACUUCCUAUGCAUCCGGAGCUCAACGGGCGUCAACGGAUCAAACUGGUAUCUGCAUAAGAUUGAUCAUCUUUACGUGGUUGGCCAAACAUUUCCUUCUGUCGAGGUUCCAGGUCCUCACUCCAGAAAGGUUACCAAUGCCUCCAAGAACAGGAUCAAGAUGAUCUCGUACCGCAUGAUGAGGAGGAAUGAGCAUAACCUGGUCAACUUAUCGGAGGUUACGAAGCACAUUGCCGAAAGCACAGAUGCCCAAAACAGACAAAAACUGAAGGAGUUCCUCGUCUACGCCAAGGUUGAGAAAGGCCUUUGGGGGCUGAGACCGAAUGAACAGCUGAUGGACGAAAAUUCUAUUCGUGCCAUGAUCAAGCCUGAAGACGUCUGCUUGAUCGACGGCAUGCAGCUAGGAAUGCAAAUGCUCGAAGAUGCUGGGUUUGACCCCAACAACGUCAAUCUUGACGAGGAGAACGAAGAGCCUGCCGAGGAAGAUGACGAUGAACGCACCGGCGCAGGCACCGCCAAAGGCAGCAAAAAGGCUGCCGAGAAGAACGAAGAGAAACUGGCUGACAAGAUGGCGCCGUGGAAGACCAGCAAAGCCUUCAUUGAUGCAUGCGCUGGCAAGGCCAUGCUCAAGCUCCAUGGGCAGGGAGAUCCGACUGGCCACGGCCUUGGUUUCAGUUUCAUACGGACCUCAAUGAAGGGUGGCUACAUCGAGACUGUUCAGAAGGGUGGCUCUCAUACCACUGCCGCUGAUGCUAUGGCGGCGCAUCCGGACACACAGCGUAUGAAGAACGGGCACGCUUACAACGUCAAGGAGCAAGAACAAAUGUACAGAAAGGGCAUUCGCGAAAUCUGGGAAAAGCAGAAGUCUAGCCUGGAGGACAGCACAGAGAAGGAUGACGACCUAGUCGUCCCUCCGCCGCCAGAUGAAGACGACCGAUUCAACCCGCAGAGAGCCCAGACCCCCGCGCACGCCGACGAAGGAAUGAGCCAAAUCACUGGCCUGACAACAUCCACCAGUCGGAACCAACGAAAGAAGCUGAAGAUCACCCGAGAAGUUCUCAAUGAGCAGGGCGCUGUCGAGCAAAAGGUCAUUGUCAUCGAAGACCCUGUCAUUAUAGACCGAUACAUCAAGAGAAAGAAGGAGUUGGAGUUGGAGGAUUUCAAUAUCUACGAAGGACGACCCACCGGAGUCGCUGACGACGACCGACGCCGCCUGGUUGAAAUUGAUAAGGAGCUCGAACGGCUCAACAGAAACAAGCAACGCCGCAUCGGACGAGAGCAACAGAAAGGGCUCCACCGAUCGAAGAGCGGAACCGACGCCGGUUCCCCCGAGGCAGACCGGGCUGCCACUGGCACUACCCGCAAGUGUGCCAAUUGUGGACAGGUCGGACACAUCAAGACCAACAAAAAACGUGGGGGAAACCUUCGUUUUGUUCUGCAGCGCAAGUUCCUGCUCCAGCGGCGUCGGAGGGUGCUAGUUCACCCCAAGGUAACCCCGUACCCUUCACUGCAAAGACGCGACGAGCUGCAAAAGCCAAAGAGCCGCGAACCCGCAAGCUCAAGGGGCAAGCAGCUGGUGGUCAAACAGCCAGCGGCAUCCAAGGGAGAGCCCAGAGAGCCUCCAAAACCCAAGCCCAAAAAGUACAAGUACAAUAAGUACACUCAGAAGCUGUACUGGCACAGCAGCACUGUCAACAACAGCAGGGUCACAUAA